AUGGAUACAUUUUCAAUAACAAAUUAUUGUGUGAUACAUUAAAUGCAUCAGAAAUAAAUUACAUCAAAAGGUGCUAAUCCCACAAUAAAGUGUGACAUGAGUAAUUUUUCAGGUAGAUAAUAAGAUAAUAAUCCAUUAAACAGAUUUAGAAGACUUUUCUUUAAAUCACCAUUUUUUGAUGCAAAGUAUGAUGUUGAUUUGGAAAUUCAAUUAUCAAAUACGAUUUAGGUUAUUCCAAUUCGUAUGAGAGUAAUUCUCAAUAUUUCUCAAAUUAGGGGUUAGUAUAUAAAAAAAAGUACUAGUUUUAAGAUUGAUAAUCAAUAUUUAGAACUUGUUAGAAAUUUUAGUUUCAUGAUAAUCUAAUUGAAUUUUGCAUUGAGAUGA
Molecule: messenger RNA, 384 nt
Organism: Paramecium tetraurelia
Lineage: Eukaryota; Ciliophora; Oligohymenophorea; Peniculida; Parameciidae
Exons: 1
Source: RefSeq, a predicted model, not a curated record